GUGUUUGUUGUGUAUUUGCCAUCUGCAUGGGACUUUAGCAUGUUCACGGGGAGCUGGUUGCACGUCCAUAGGAUCAGCUGCAGAUGAAGAAGCGUCUGUACAGAGACAGCACUGGAUCCCCUGCCUGAGUAGCAGUCUGCAGUCCUCCAGAUGUGGUUCAACGACAAGCCCCAAAAUCCAGCUCCUUCAUCUCUAUGACCCUGGAAGACUGGGAAUGGAUUGCAAUCAGCUCUCAGUCCGGUUGUUGCUGGUGUUAUCGGUUAUGUUUGGAGUGCGCGCUGGAUUGGCCAAGCUCCGGUGCGAUGCUCCUGCAAUAGACCUGUGCCAGCAACAAGUGACCGUGACGUGUGAGGCAUAUGAUGGUGCAACGGCAAUUACAGAAAUACAUGUUUUUUAUGGAGGACCAUGUUUAAACUAUCAGACCGAUAACAAAAACAUCAUGCAGGUCAGAACUGAAAAUGUAAGUGUGAGCCUCAAAGACCGGGUGGUGACACUGACGUUGUUCGGUAUAAAUACAGAUGAACAGAAGUGUUUAAAACUUAGGAUCAUCACUCCAGAAGGAACUCCUGAGAAGAAUUUAAACAUCCCCAAAGCAACAAAAGAAAUUCACUGUAAUGACCCAGUGAUAGAUACAUGCCAGCAAACUGCGACUAUAAAGUGCAGGACUAAUAAAAGCAUAAGAAAUGUGACAUUAAACUGGAGCCUAAAUGGGAGCAAUCACACCAUCUACAUUGACACACAGAAUAUGAGCGCUAAGCAGCAGCAGCAGAAUCAAGACAUCUCAGUGGAAAUCCAAAACACACAGUUGAUGCUGACUUUUCCCAAUAUCAAGAUUUAUAACAAUACGAUACUCAGGGUUGAGAUCAACACACCAGCUACAACACAGUCAUGUGGGAUUCCUCUCCUCAGCCACCAUUAUGAAGGUGAUUGCAAACCUGAAGCAGAUACGAGUGCUUUAACUCCUGAAUCCCAGACUGGCCAAAACUAUAUUGUGAUUUUUCUCUCCCUUGGUUUGGUAUUGAUCGCUGCAGCUGCAGGUUAUUGGUUGUGGCGCAAGAAAAUAUCCCCUCCCCGAGAACCACGAGAACGCAGUGAAUCCCAGGGGCCACUGAUUGAGGAUGCCGCACAAACUCUGGAAAUUCCCAGCAGAGACUAAAUAAACCAGCAAGAACCUAUCAUUCAAAUGAAACCAUCUUUGGUUAUAUCCUUCUGCCAUUGCUUGUCUGAACAGAAACUGAAAUGCACCAAUGAAUAUUCCAUCAACAAAGCUCAGGAAAACUGUACAUAAAAUGUCAUACAUCUCAAGAGCCUUAUAUGUUCAUUAUGCAAAAUACACUGUAAAUUGCCAUAACGUUAAUUAAAGUGCCUCUAGCAGUUAAAAUCGUGAUUGCUUCCAGACACCUGGGCCCAAACCUCUAUAUGGCCUAGCUUUGCUCAUAAAUGUAGCACAGGUAAAGGAAACAUAAGGGAAAUCAAAGCAACAGAGACAUAAUUAUACAUUUACCGAUUUGUAUUUCCGUUAGAUACAUAGAAGUGGAUAAAAAGAAAGGUAGGUAGAAUGACCCAGUAAUAACAAUGUGGUUAAAGAGUUUUCUUUCCAGCCAAGCCUUGCAUUCUACCUAUGGGGGGGGGGUCAUAGAUCAGCAGAAAAGUGAGUAAGCAAACUGUGGGGCAAUGAGUACAGAAAGACAUGACUGCAUUUGCUCAAGACUGCCACACUAAAACAAAAUAUCAACAGUAGGACAAUAUUGUGACAGCACCAGCUACCAUGGAGACAGUAGGACAAGAUGGAGACAGUAGGGCACGAUGAAGACAGUAGGACAAGAUGGAGACAGUAGAACCA
Xenopus laevis (African clawed frog) is the source of this 1843-nucleotide messenger RNA. RefSeq lists its product as uncharacterized. The transcript has 9 exons. The record is from RefSeq and is a predicted model, not a curated record. Bases 215 to 1156 code for a protein of 313 amino acids. NCBI's taxonomy places the organism in Eukaryota, Metazoa, Chordata, Amphibia, Anura, Pipidae.